CGUCAGUUAAGGUCGUACAAAAUUCCUACAAAAAAAAAGUACAAAAAAAUCUAAAGAAAUGGAUUUCGGCAGUACAAUCAACCAGGAAGAUCGUAUUCCAUUCAUUGACCGUUUGGAGGAGUGGACCAGAUCCGGUGAAACAAAGUCCGGUGAAAUGGGUCGCAUAUUGGCCAUUCUCUUGACCAUGGUAAUAAUCUGCUAUGCCAUCGUCGUCUUGGCUCGCAUUUUGGUGACCCUGACAUUGCCCAUCUUGGUUAUUGCGACCCUUUUAUUGGCUUACCGCUUUGUCAGCCUUACGGAAUUGGAAGAUGGUCUGAAAGAGGUGCCCGAUUUGCUAACUUCGUUUACGAACUUUGUAGCUAACAUACUUUUGUAAGGCGACUUUACAAUAGAAUGCCUUGGCGCACGUGGUGUUCGUAAAAUAUGUUGAAGAAUAUUUGGAAGUUUUAAAUGGCAUGGACGUAUAAGAGGCAAAUAGUGUAAUACGAUCUAUUAAGAAAAAAAAAGAAAGAAUAAAUUUUAAAAUGUGUACAAUUUUCCUAUUAAAAUCGUAAUAAAAUAUUUGUA
This is a messenger RNA of Drosophila rhopaloa, 567 nucleotides long. RefSeq lists its product as uncharacterized. The record is from RefSeq and is a predicted model, not a curated record. The coding region runs from base 59 to 376 and encodes 105 amino acids. NCBI's taxonomy places the organism in Eukaryota, Metazoa, Arthropoda, Insecta, Diptera, Drosophilidae. The transcript has a single exon.